Chelonus insularis is the source of this 6791-nucleotide messenger RNA. It is a transcript of the gene osa, whose product is annotated as trithorax group protein osa. Gene Ontology annotation, biological process: regulation of transcription by RNA polymerase II; positive regulation of DNA-templated transcription; chromatin remodeling. The transcript has 19 exons. Bases 262 to 6588 code for a protein of 2108 amino acids. Gene Ontology annotation, cellular component: nBAF complex; nucleoplasm; SWI/SNF complex. The record is from RefSeq and is a predicted model, not a curated record. Gene Ontology annotation, molecular function: DNA binding; nucleosome binding. Lineage: Eukaryota; Metazoa; Arthropoda; Insecta; Hymenoptera; Braconidae.
AUACCGUGCGACGCUACUUUUGACGUUCGUAAGUUAGUUUUUUGGUACAACGAUUAUAACGAAUGAAGUGAAAAGGGCCAAGAUAAUCGUGGCCCAUCAUCGGUUUAUUCAAGACGGAGAAUGCGGUUGAUAGAGUUUAGCAAGAUCCUCAAACAUCAACCAAUCAGAAUUUCGAUAAGGAGAAACGCAAAUCGUACGCGGGGCACGAGGACCCGCUAUUGGCUAGUUUACGAGACGAUGAUGGCUCCGUGAUGGGAGAACAUGGCUGCGACGCAAACGGAGAGCCAACAAAACGAUGUAAAGUUGAACGAUAGUGUGAAAUGCGCCCAGAAAAGAGCACAAUUAAGUGGGAAUAGUGCGAGUGUUAGUGUAAAACAGCAGCUGGAUCAAGAGCCGGCCGAAAAGGUAACCCGGGGCGCGGCCCAGCUGCUCAAGUAUGUGAAUCGCGGGGACGGCGACUCAGGUUUCGAGAUGAGUCAAUAUCGUGAGGACAUUGGUGGACACACCGCUGGUGAGGUCAAGUCACCCCGGGAGGUCAUACAGAACCCUCAGGAAACGAGUGCCAAGCCAGAGCCCCACGAAAUACCCGGUCAUCCAGGACACCCGGGACAUCCCUACGGCGGAGGGCCAAACGUGCCUCGAGACUACUCUGAUGAGUAUGCUAAACCUAACGAGUUUUCCAACAAACAAUCCUCCGACUAUCCAGGCAAACCGCCUACGGAGUAUUCUUCAAAACAGCAGUUAGAUUACCACUCAAAACCACCACACAAUGAAAGUGAAAGACCACAUCAUCCUGAUAUGGAGGAUCAUUACUCGGUAUCAAAAAUGGAACCGAGAUUAGCACACAUUGGACCUGGUCCAGGAGGUUUUCCUGGCCAACCAAGAUUUUUAUCGGGCCAAAGUAUAUCUCAAGCCACUGGACCUACACCUACACUCAAUCAACUGCUGCAAGCCACUACUUCAGUACAUAGGUUUCAUGCCAAUUAUCCUGGAAUAGGUCCAGAGUCUUAUCAACAACCUUGGCCAAUGCAAAGACCACCAGUUGUACCACCUGUAUAUCCUCAACCUGGUCAAAGACCUCCACAAACGGGUUCUCCAAGAUUACAUCCCGGACCAGGUGGUCCUAGUUCACCAACUCCAAUGCCGUAUCAACCGUAUACGGCACGUUAUCCAUCACCAGCAAGAUCUCAUUCUCCUUAUGGGCACCAUCAAAUAAAUUCGUAUGCCGCACAAGCGGGUCACCCUCCAACUUUAUACCCAGAACAACGAGGUUGGAAUCAAGCGGGACCACCUAAUGCACCACCUCCACCACCAAAUCAGGUUAAUUCUUCAAGUCAAUCACCGCAAAGGGCACUCUCGCAAUCGCCUGCACCACCACCGUCUGCUUCACCACAGCCACAACCUGGUGGACAACAACAGAAUUAUCAUAACAUACAACGAUCGACGACUCCAAAUACUCAAGGAAUAGAUUCUGGGGAGCUUUCUGGUCAAAAUAGUAAUGACAGUUCGAAUGGACCCGCCGGUCCAGGAACUCCAAAUUCCCAGGGGAUGAGACCUACCCCUUCACCUACUGGAUCUACUGGUUCUCGGUCAAUGUCCCCUGCCGUUGGCCAACAAAACGUUCAGAUGCCUCCUCGUCCGUCGAGCAGCCAGUCGGAUGGUAGCGGCCCAGCGCGAAUGAGUCACUCUCCAAUGGCUACUCAAGGAGGUUAUCAACAACCGUUAGGGCCAUCACCCCAUAUGCAUGGCUACAAAUUAAAUAGUAGUGGGCCUGGUGUACCUUCGGGUCCUGGACCAACAGGAUUGGGUGGAAUGGGUCCUAUGGGAGGAGGAAUGGGAUACGCAGGGAGUGGUGGAACAGGUGGUCAACCCGGUGGCUAUUCUUCUCAAGGACCGGGUGGUUAUCCACCACCACGGCCUCAUAUGCAAUUUCCACAAGGAUAUCCACCACCAACAAAUUCACAGCCACCUCCAAAUAAUCAGUAUCAACCCACUAGGCCCAACAACAUGGUGCAAUAUCCAUCUUAUCCGCAUAAAAUGGGCUUCAAUAGUGUGCCACCGGGAAUGCCCCCAAGUCCAGGACCUCCUCAAGGAUAUGGUUCGACAGGUGGUGCAGGAUUAGUACCACCACCGAAUGCACCAGGAAUGGGCAGUGGUAUUGGUAAUAUGGGUCCGCCAACGAGUUCAAUGGGUCCACCACCUCCUUCACCAAAUCAUAUUAGUAAUCAACCUGGACCACCACCUCCACCUCCACCACCCGGACCACCAAAUGCUCCGAUGGGUCAUGCACAUCCACCGGCAGCAACACCACCACUAAAUCACGAAGGUAGUCCGAUGCCACCACCAAGCACUACUCCUAAUUCACAUCCAGCCCCAGCGCCCACGCCCACAAGUCACGGCUCUGCAGAUCUUGCGGCAGAGUCAUCCAAUGAUAGUGGGAUUACUACCACUGCAUCAGGCACCACAGCAAUCAAUGUGACAUCAACGUCGAGUGGUACCGUUACAUCAGUUAUUACGACCGGUCCUGAUGGUACAUCAAUUGACGAGGGCUCGCAACAGUCCACUUUAUCAAAUGCGUCGGCAGUGUCCGUAGCAUCCGGCGAGGAUCCAGCAUUUACGCCAAAGACUCGCAAGGAUAUGAUAAGCGCCUAUCACAGUCACCCAACGACACCACAGAGUACGGUACCGUCACCCGGAGCUGCUAGUAUCAAUUCUAUUCAUGAAGAAUAUCCAGACAUCAAUAGCCCCAGUUGGCCUCGUACACCAGCCAGCCCUGUGUUUAACAGUCAUGUGCCUCAAGACCCGUACAGAUCUAAGAAACCUGACAGUUUGGCGAAACUGUAUGAAAUGGAUGACACGAUAGAACGACGAAAUUGGCUUGAUAAACUAGUGGCAUUUAUGGAAGAACGAAGAACACCAAUAACCAGUUGUCCUACCAUCUCCAAGAACCCCCUCGAUCUAUUUCGUCUUUACCUCUACGUGAAGGACAGGGGGGGCUUCAUGGAGGUAUGCAAGGUUACGAAAAACAAAACGUGGAAGGAUAUAGCAGGUCUUCUGGGAAUCGGUGCGAGUAGUAGCGCAGCUUAUACAUUACGUAAACAUUAUACAAAACAUCUGUUAACAUACGAAUGUCAUUUUGAUCGAGGUGGAGUUGAUCCUCAACCAAUUAUCAAUCAAGUCGAAGCGGGUUCUAAAAAGAAAAGUGCUAAAAGCACAGCUUCAGUUCCAUCACCAGCACAUUCUUCCACAGGUUCUUCUAAUUCUCAAGAUUCUUUCCCAGCAGCUGGAUCUAGUAGUGCGUCUAUGGAUGGUUACGGGAAUUAUCAAGGUAACUAUCAGGGUGGAAAUCAAGGUGGCCCACCAUCAGAAUAUACUCCACCACCACCCAGGCCACCAAGUCAAAGUAGCGCACCUUCUCCUCAUCAAGGAAUGCAACAGGGAAAUUACCAGAACGCGGGCUCAUACCAGAAUUAUCCUCAAGACCAAUAUAUACGACCGCAAGCUCCUUCGAUGGGUCAGCAGGGGGAGUUUAAUCAGCCGUAUACACCGCGCUCACAUUAUCCUCCGUACGUGCCGGAUGCUGACAGGGGCUACCCUGGCGGAAACAUUCCACCAAAUAGUGCUGGAGGUCAAGAUAUGUAUAAUAGAUAUGGUGGAGGACAACAACCUAGUGGUUAUCCUGCUGGCUCUACGCCUGUUGUUAGAAGCAGUAAUUAUCCUACUGCAACGCAAAGCCAUGUAGUAACCCCUCCUCAACCACCGUCUACAAGUCAACCCUCUUCACCUUCUCAGUCGCCGGUUAAUCCGACGUAUUCGUGUCCGCAAGAUUAUUAUAGACAAGAACAAAGUGGAUAUGGAGCACCUGUUGGAAAUCAGAUGUAUCCCGCUGGUGGUGCAUCGAAUAAAAACAUGCCACCUCCUCCACCAGGUCCAACGCAACCAAGGCGACAUCCCGAUUUUGCCAAAGAUCAGCAGUAUCCUCAAUAUAAUCAGCAACGACCAUCUUAUCCAGGGUGGCCAGGAGCUACAAACCAGUAUAAUACCGGGAGUACGAAUAACAGGGUACCUUAUCCUAGCCAACAACCUCCACCACCAUCACCACAACAACCUCAACCACCACUUACACAACCACCACCUGUACCUACUAAUACUGGCAGUCCAGUUGUUGGUAGCAUGAAUAAUAGUAGUCCACAAUGGGCUAGUCAACAACCUGCUAGGCCGUCUUCUCAACCAAGUAUAAAUGCAAUGCCUCAUGCACCACCUCCACCAUGGGACAAUCGUUAUUCACAUCAACCGUCAUCUCUUUACCCGCCACCUGGCUCGCAUCAGGUGAGGGCUACGUUACUGAGCCAAUUAAGUAUGAAUCCAGUAAUUAAUCAGCAGUCAGCACCUAAAAGAGAAAUGACAUUCCCACCCGACAGCGUAGAAGCUGUUACACCACUAUUGUAUAAAAAACGUAAACUUACACGUGCUGACGUCGCACCAGUUGAAGCUUGGAGAAUUAUGAUGGCACUGCGCUCUGGGCUUCUUGCAGAAAGUUGUUGGGCACUUGAUGUUCUCAAUAUUCUUCUGUUUGAUGACAGUUCGGUAAAUUACUUUGGUUUGACAAAUCUUCCUGGGCUUCUGGAUGUAUUACUUGAGCAUUUUUCACGUUCACUAUCCGAUAUGUUUGAAUCACCAAUAUCGGAAGAAGAUCGUUGUGACAAAAAUGCUGAUAGUCCUGAGGUUGAUCUCGGUGCAGUGACACGUCCUAUUGAUGCUGAAGAUCGUACUAAGUUACUUACUACCUCGAAUUAUACCUUCCUCUCAAGACGCGGUCGACCAGUUAAAAUGGUGCCUCGUGAUGAUGAUAUAUUUGUGUUGGAUAGUCGUCGACCGUGGGAUCAUGUUGAUAUUGAACCAGAGGGUGAACCUUGGCAAGUUGAUCCAGAUGAUACCAAGUACAUUAUAACGUGUUUCCAAUCGGAGAUUGGAAUGGCUCCAUUUGCAAGGCAUUUAAGAGAUGAAAAACCACCACUUUUGCAGAAAGAGGUAGAACAUACAGAAGUAAAAGAUGACGGAAAAUCAGAAGCACCGGAAAUUUUAGACUCUCCAAAUAAACCUGUUGAGCCAAUUGACAAACUCAGGGAAAAUGGUGAACGUAAACAACAACAACAAUCUGAGAAAAAGAAAAAGACGAAAACACUAAGUGAUGUUUUAUCAAGGAUAAAAAAGGAACCGGUUGAAAUGAAUGAUUUAACAAGAGAACUUUUUGAGAAAAAGAAUGAUGGAUCGAAAAGAGAUUGUGAAUCGGAAAAUAAACCAAACAAUAAUAUGGGAGAACAUAUUGUAUUUUCGAAAUCUGAUGAUGAUUCGUUUCCCACUCCCAAUGGUCUCAGUGAUUCUGCAAGUACGUUUGAAUCAGAGAAACGAGAUUUAAAACUAGAACAACCAGAUAAUGAACCUGAAGAUGAAACAACGAGGUCAGCGACGCAAACAACGACGUCAUCAACAACAGAGGAGGAGAAGAAAGAGGGACCAAGAUUAAAGAUAAAAGAUCCAGCUGGUACUCUUAAGCGAAAACGAUUAAGUGAUUACGAAGAUGAAAGUUAUUCAAGAGAUGAAGCAAGUCUUUAUCUUGUUACCGAGAGCCAGGACAGUUUGGCACGGCGUUGCGUUUGUCUUUCAACGAUACUUCGUAAUUUAACUUUCAUCCCUGGUAAUGAAGCUGAAUUUGCAAAGAACGUAACUUUCCUUAGUUUACUGGGAAAACUUCUCCUCUUGCAUCAUGAACAUCCAGCAAGGACGCAGAAAACAAGAAAUUAUGAUCGUGAAGAAGAUGCUGAUUUUUCAGAUUCUUGUAGUAGUCUUCAAGGUGAAAGUGAAUGGUGGUGGGAUUUUCUUUAUCACAUACGAGAAAAUGUUCUUGUAAUGGCAGCAAAUAUCGCUGGAUACACAGAUCUGAGUCAACAUCCUGAGGAAAUAUCUCGGCCGGUUUUAGAUGGACUUCUGCAUUGGGCAGUUUGUCCUGCGGCUCACGGUCAAGAUCCAUUCCCUACUGUCAACUGCAGUAGCUCAUUAUCACCACAAAGAUUAGCCCUCGAGGCACUUUGUAAACUCUGCGUCACUGAAAGCAAUGUAGACCUCGUAGUUGCUACACCACCAUACUCUAGACUUCAGCGACUUUGUUCUGUUCUAACGAGGUUGCUCUGUCGAAGUGAAGAACAAGUACUUCGAGAGUUUGGUGUUAAUUUGCUUCAUUUCCUGUCAGCAGCAGACAGUGGAGUUGCGCGAACGAUUGCUCUUCAAACACCGUGUGUUGCUCUCCUCGUGGCAUUCAUUGAGCAAGCAGAGACAAGCGCUUUAGGUGUUGCUAAUCAACAUGGACUAGUUGCCCUCAGGGAUAAUCCAGAAUCAAUGGGUACAAGUCUCGAUAUGCUUAGACGAGCUGCUGGAACUCUUCUUAAUUUAGCAAGGCAUCCGGAUAAUAGGACACUAUUGUUACAACAUGAAUCGCGUCUUUUAGCACUUGUUAUGAGUCAAAUACUCGAUCAGCAAGUAGCUGCUAUUGUUGCGCGUGUGUUGUACCAGUGCUCCAGGGGUACGUAACUGAUAAAAAAUGUGGGUUUAAAAAAUGAAUUAAAUAUGAAUGAGUUAUAAGACGAAAAAAACAAAAAAAAACAAAAAAAAAAGAACACAAGUAAAUAAAAACGCGUUCACGUUUUACACGGGUUAUAUUAUGGACAAAUAGACAUGAAGAUGUGCUCGCGUGUAGUGAAAUGAGAAAGCGAAGGACUUUCAAAUAUUGAAAA